UGCGGCUGGCCAGGUUGCCUCCUAGCCCGGGCGGGGUUUGCUUACAUCGCUGCCGCCGCCGCCACCGCGGCUGGUAACGUUAGCAUAGCAGCCGGCCACAGGCAGGUGGGACUGCCUGCGCCGCCGCCCUGGCGAUGGGCUCAGCCUGGAGCAUCCCCGAGGAGCGGGAGCCUCUGUUGCCCCCUACGCCGCCCGCCGGGCCGCCGCCGUUUGCUCAGCAUGGCCAGUUCUACCGGGCGGCGACAGCGGAGUCACGGGGCAGAGGGACGCCUCUGGCGGGGCCCCUGCCUCGCCUGCCGCCGGUGCCGGGCCGCGUGUACGGGCGGCGCUGGCUGGUGCUGCUGCUCUUCUCGCUGCUGGGCUUCCUGCAGGGCCUGGUGUGGAAUACAUGGGGCCCUAUUCAGAACUCGGCCCGCCAGGCCUUCGACUUCUCCAGUUUGGAUAUCGCCCUGCUGGUCUUCUGGGGACCCAUCGGCUUCGUGCCCUGCUUCGCCUUCAUGUGGCUGAUGGACAAGAAGGGCCUCAGAGAAACUGUGUUGCUAACAUCCUUUCUAAUGGUGGUAGGCGCUGGCCUGAGAUGCAUACCUGUAUCCAACCAAGAAACAAGGAAAUGGCUAAUACACGGAGGACAGCUGUUAAAUGGAUUGGCAGGCCCAACUGUAACAAGUGCUUCUCCACUUCUUUCUACUACAUGGUUUUCACCAGAUGAACGUGCCACUGCCACAGCUAUUGCAUCAUUGAUCAGUUACCUUGGUGGAGCAUGUGCGUUUUUAGUAGGGCCUUUGGUAGUUCCAGGGCCAAAUAGCACAACAGCAGUUCCACCUGUGUUUGGAAAUAGUCCUGAGUAUAUAAAGGACCGCAUUGAGGCUGUAUUGUUUGCAGAAUUUGGCAUUGUGGCUGUGAUAUUCUGUGCAGCGCUAGCUUACUUCCCAUCACGACCUCCAUUCCCACCCAGCGUGGCUGCAGCUAGUCAGAGGCUCAGCUAUGGAAGAAGUUUUUGUAGGCUGCUCAGCAAUCCCCGGUUUUUGAUGAUUGCUCUGGCCUAUGCAAUACCACUGGGAGUUUUCUCAGGAUGGUCUGGUGUUCUUGAUUGGAUAUUAACUCCAGUUCACAUCAGCCAAGUGGAUGCAGGUUGGAUUGGAUUUUGGUCCAUUGUAGGCGGCUGUGUUGUUGGCAUAGCACUAGCAAGGUUUGCUGAUUUUAUCAGAGGAAUGCUGAAACCUAUCCUACUUCUGUUACUGUCAGGAGCAACUCUGUCAUCUUUUUGGUAUACUUUAACAUGUUUAAAAACUGUCGUUCAUCUUCCUUUAACUACAGCCACACUUUAUACUUCCUGCAUUUUGCUGGGUGUCUUCUUGAACAGCAGCGUCCCUAUCUUCUUUGAACUUUUUGUGGAAACGGUCUAUCCUGUUCCUGAAGGGAUUACCUGUGGCGUGGUCACCUUCCUAAAUAACAUGUUCAUGGGGGUUCUUUUAUUUUUCUUUAGUUUCUACCAUAAAGAAUUUUCCUGGUUUAACUGGUGCCUCCCAGGUUCCUGCUUACUAAGCCUUCUACUCAUCUUGUGCUUCAGGGAAUCCUAUGACAGACUUUAUCUGGAUGUGAUUGUCUCUGUAUGAAAACCUAAAGCAAGGAAGUUAAAGAAGAUGGAAAAUAAUACUGGAUUUGACCUGUUUUCUUGAAAAACACAUAGACUAAAGGUUACAGUACAAAUUCAAAAAGUCACCAGGAUUUUUUGGUUGAAUUUACAUACAAAAUGGGUUAUUUUUAAUUCCUAAUAUGGUAUUUUAUCAUUUAGAUUAUUAUGAUGAGCCUUGCCUUUGAAUGGAAUUAGAAUAUUUUUUUUAAAAAAAUACCUAUUCAGAAGAAUGUGUGCUAGAAGAAAUAUGAACUGUGAUAUUUUAUUUAAUAAGCUGUUUAACGGCAAAAAUGUGUGCCAACUGAAAAUACUUAUAACAAAAGUAUAAUAGCAAUAUCAUCACAGUUAGGAAGUAAUGAUGGAAUUUUUAUGGAUAAAAGCUUCUUUUUAACUCUUUUUCUUUUUUAACUGGUGUUUUAAUGAGAAUUCUGAUAAUCCCACAUUUGUCUUGCUUUGUAAUUUUUAGAUGUUAUUUCUUCAUUGUGGCAUGUUCAUAUUAAAACUUCCUUGAUGACAGAUUUUCAACUUAGUUGCUAGGACUGAACAAAUUGUUGCUUUCUCACUGUGAAUCACCUUGUUUAAGAGGGAAUUGGCAUAACAUUACACUAGGAUUUUGGUUAAAUACAAGAUAAAAGCUUUAACAUCUUCCUAGUUUUUCUAUUUGAAGCUACUUUUGCUUAUUUAAUCUAGGGAUACCAUUCUUUUACUUUCCCCUCCAAAAGACAGACAGAUAGGCACAUACAUAGUCACAGAAUGGGAGAAAGAAGAGACUUCUUAUUAAAUGGUUCUUGGCAAUUGGUGCUAUAAAUUAUGUGAAAUUAUUUAAAUGUAAUUGCCAUAUAGCCUUAUAGCCUAAUACAGACAUUUAGGAAAGUGGAUAGAGAAUUACUGUCACUUUAUAGGAAAUUGUUUCUGUUCUUAAGGAGUGAUAAUGUCUUAUAAAUAUGGCUUAGUACUUA
Crotalus tigris (Tiger rattlesnake) is the source of this 2595-nucleotide messenger RNA. RefSeq names its product solute carrier family 49 member 4 (gene SLC49A4). The transcript has 9 exons. Gene Ontology annotation, cellular component: membrane; intracellular membrane-bounded organelle. Gene Ontology annotation, molecular function: transmembrane transporter activity. Lineage: Eukaryota; Metazoa; Chordata; Lepidosauria; Squamata; Viperidae. The coding region runs from base 135 to 1616 and encodes 493 amino acids. The record is from RefSeq and is a predicted model, not a curated record. Gene Ontology annotation, biological process: transmembrane transport.